Paramecium primaurelia is the source of this 1010-nucleotide messenger RNA. NCBI's taxonomy places the organism in Eukaryota, Ciliophora, Oligohymenophorea, Peniculida, Parameciidae. The record is from the annotation of a GenBank genome assembly.
AUGGAAUUGUCUGCUAAUAAAUCUAAUAACAAAGAAAAUAACAACCCUGUCUUAGUACCAACUCAAUAUGAAAUCAUGUAAAAAGAAGGUAUCUUUGCUAAAACCAAAGCAUCACCUCAUUAUAGAUUCUACUAUAGAAAAUAAAGGUAAUCUGUUGUAUAACCAAUUCAAAAUCCUAUCAUUGGCCAUUCUAAUAGUUCUUAAUCAAUCCAUAAAGAUAUAGAAAAGAUAGCAAAACAAUUACAAUCUUAGCAUAUUUAAACAAUGACUCAAUUCAAUUUCACUUAGCCUCUAAAAGAAAGACACUCUACCUAAUAUUCUAAUCCUCCUAAUCAAUAAAUUACUGAGGUAUUAGAAAUGUUUGAAAAAGAAAAUUUAAUGAAAAUUUAAUAGAUCAAACCCUAUACUCCAAGAAGACCAUUUACUUAAUAUGUUAACUCUAAAUUACCUACUUUGAACUAUGAAAAUACAAGUAAUGAUUAGGAAAACAGUGAAAAAGCAACUCCACUUUUAAAAAAUAAGUUAUUAUUUAAAAGAACUAUAAAUCCAUCUUUGGAUAAAUUUAAGAAAAUCAAUUAACCACCAAAUGAAGUAAGACAUAAAAGAGUAGCUUCUUAAAUCUUAAAUAAUCCUGUAAAUUAGAAUUAACAAAGAAUUUCAAAUGUCAGAAUAAACAAGGUUUUACAAAAUUCUAAUAAAAUUAUGUAGAUUUGCAAUAAAAUACCAAAUAUUUAAGAAUAAAUAGCUGAAGAGCAACUAUUAGAUUUAAUAAAUUCUGAUCAUUUUAAAAUUGAAUUUCAACAUUUCAUUAAUAUUUCAUAAGGUUCUAAUUCAGAAAUGGAACAAUUAUUAUCAAAUUUUAUGAUUGACCAAAUUAGAAAGAUGAAAGAGUUAUAGGAUGCUGAAAAUAAUUUAGAAGGUAAUAAUUUUCAUAUAAUUUCAAAGAAAAAAGAUAAAAUUUUUAGAGAUCGUUAACAAAUUAUAUAUAGGAACUUAAAGAAAAAUUAUGA